AUGCGAACUACAGCAGAAAGAAUUUAUGGUUCAACUGUUUCAUUUGCUGCAGAUUCUGCCAAUCAAGUGUGUCGUCUCAUCGCAACUGGCGAUCAGGCGAACCGAAGAAGCAGUAAGAAGGCCGACAACGUCAAGCGAAGAAGACCGACGACGACGAGCACGAGGAAGCUGAACAACGACAGACAGGAAGACCGGACAACAAUCAAGGACAAGGGAACACCAACGAUGACGGAGGCCAAGGCCGAAAUGGGAGGCACCGCCAUUGGGAGGCCCCCGACGUCUGAUCUCGGAACAGAUGUGUAUCGGGGUCGGUCCCCGGGACCAUAUGUUCCCGGGACGUCGUGGAGAACCUGGUGGAAGCUGUUCUCCAACUUCCUCGUACUGAGGAAGGUUACAGAAGAAAGGGAGCAGCGGCUGAUUUUCUUGCAGGAGGUGGGCAACUCGAAUUAUGAGUUGCUGGAGUCCCUCCUGCAAGGACGAGAGUUGGAGGACGUGGAACUGAAGGAUCUUCGACAGGCUAUGGAGCGCCAUUACCAACCGAAGAAGUUGGUAUUAGCAGAGCGUUUCGGUCUCAUGUCGAAGGUCCAGAAGCCAGGACAAGCCCUGCACGAAUACUACGCGGAGCUGCAGAAAGCAGCAAAUACGUGUAGUUUCGAAGAAAUCAAGAACCAUCGGGAUGCGGUAGUCACGAUGGUCUUCAUUGGAGGACUGCUCUCAGUAGAUACAAGGAAGCGACUACUGGAAAAGGAGGACUUGACCUCGAAAGAAGCUCUGGAACAAGCAGAAGCGUUUGAGCGUGUUGGAGUAAACGCUCCGCAUUUGAAGGAAGGUCCCCAAGCAGUAGGGAUAGCUGAGGUAAGAAUGCGUAACCGGCAACCGGCUCGGCGCACGCAAACAGUAGAUCAAAAGGGGAAAUCGAGCAAGGGCCCAGCUCGAAGGGAUUUGAGGUGUAGAGUUUGGCGACAUGUUGGAAGAGCGCGAGAGUAG
Messenger RNA from Cooperia oncophora, 987 nucleotides. NCBI's taxonomy places the organism in Eukaryota, Metazoa, Nematoda, Chromadorea, Rhabditida, Trichostrongylidae. The record is from the annotation of a GenBank genome assembly.